Messenger RNA from Planococcus citri (citrus mealybug), 3020 nucleotides. RefSeq names its product poly(rC)-binding protein 3-like. The record is from RefSeq and is a predicted model, not a curated record. NCBI's taxonomy places the organism in Eukaryota, Metazoa, Arthropoda, Insecta, Hemiptera, Pseudococcidae. Bases 202 to 1563 code for a protein of 453 amino acids. Gene Ontology annotation, molecular function: mRNA binding. Gene Ontology annotation, biological process: regulation of RNA metabolic process; regulation of gene expression. Gene Ontology annotation, cellular component: nucleus; cytoplasm. The transcript has 10 exons.
AAUACCGUAUUCCAUUUCCAUUUCAAUUUCUUGUUGUUGAGUGUUUCAAUUUUAAAAAUUUUCCGAAGAAAAAUUAUCGUUAAUGUACUUAUUUGAACAAAUUAUUGUAAAUUUACUCUUUUUUUCACCGAUUGACAGCUUCUAGAAUUGACUGGAUCAAUAUCUUCAUAACAUUUAACGUAUAACAAGAACUGAUUAACAAUGAGUACAAUGUCAAAUGGUAGCGAACGAUACGAUCGUGACAGCCGCAGUAGUCGCGAAAGAGACGACAAUAAUGAUCUCAUACUGACUGUUCGAGUGUUGAUGCAUGGAAAAGAAGUAGGAAGUAUAAUUGGCAAAAAAGGCGAACUCGUCAGACAACUCAGGGAACAAUCUGGAUCAAGAAUACACAUUUCAGACGGCUCUUCAGCUGACCGAAUCGUCACAGUGACUGGAAACCUUAAUUCUAUUUAUAAAGCAUUUACACUCAUCACAGCUAAAGUUCAAGAGUUCUUCGAACGUCAGAAUGGUAGUUGGGGUGGUAUGGUGGCGCCUUUAGUAUUUAAAUUAAUCGUACCAGCUACGCAAUGCGGAUCUAUAAUCGGUAAAGGCGGUUCUAAGAUAAAAGAAAUCAGAGAAUCGAGCGGCGCUUCGAUACAAGUAGCUUCAGAUAUGUUACCCAAUUCAACCGAACGUACGGUUACCAUUACCGGUAAUCCUGAAACAAUUACCCAGUGUAUUUACCAAGUGUGUUUGAUCUUAAUGGAGUCUCCUCCUCGUGGCACAGUUGUACCUUAUCGUCCGAAGUCAGCUAAUAAUCAAGGAUUUUUAGCCGGUGGUUUACAAGGUGGCCUGGGGCUAUCCGGAUUAGAUCAACUGAGUAAAUUAGGAGCUGCGAAUCCUCUUGCAUCUUUAGCCAGUCUAAGUAGUUUAGCAGGUCUCGGAGGCUUAUCAGGACUAGCUGGAGGCGGAUUAAAUGCUGCUGCUUUAGCUGCCAUUGCAAGUAGUCAGUUACGUGGUUCUGGUAACAAGAAAGUUCAAAGUACUCCUCAAACACAAGAAAUCACAGUUCCUAACGAAUAUAUUGGUUGCAUUAUUGGUAAAGGUGGAAGUAAAAUCGCAGAAAUCAGACAAAUCAGCGGAGCUGUAAUUAGAAUUUCUAGUAAUGAAGAAACCAGAGAAGGACCUGAUGGUAUUGAACGACCAAUUACAAUUCAAGGAACCCCCGAUGCCAUAACCGUUGCGAAAUAUUUAAUUAAUAUGAGCGUCGAUCUUCAGAAAGCUAAUCUCGAAGCCCAAAAUCAAUCUAAUUCCGGUGGAUCCUCAUCUUCGUCGGGUAAUCCUUCUCCUCUCGCGUCAGCGCUCCCGUUGGCCCAGUUACUCUCGAAACCGGGAGCCUUGAACGCAUUGUCUAGCUUAUCCGCAUUAGGCGGCUUGACCGAUCUGUUAGGCAAUGUGAACAACGCCGCUUCCCGUCCAGUACAAACUACCGGAGUCCAUCGUUCCAAAUCUUAUUCUUCACGUGUCCGAAGUCCAUCCGGAGAUAAAUCGAAAAUGGAUCGUAAUAAGUUCGCUCCGUAUUGAGUAACGUUAUCCUCACUUAAAAAAAUAUGUGUGUGUAUCUUUGUAUGACCGUAAAAAACCGCCUAAUACGAUGACUCGAUUGUAUGUUUUUAAUUUUUUUUUCUUUUUUUCUUUCUUUUUAUCAUUUUUUUUUAAUUAAGCGAUUUUUUUGAGAAAAAAAUUAAGCGUUUUUUUCUACAUAAGUUUGAUUAUAUGUAUUUUCUCUUUCCAUCUUUUAUCUCUGUCGUAUUUCUCAUUGACGCCCUUAAUAUCCCGCUGCUUUUCUCUAGCUGUUCUCUUAAGACUCUAUUUAUUUUCAUCCAGAUUCCUCGAUGUAUAUGAGAGAACUUCUUAUUCCUGUUACCUUCGAGUUGUUCUCAGCGUAUCCGGGACCGAUGACCUAAAAUAUUCGAGUUCGGAUCUGGAUUCCGUCGAUUACGAUUUUACGUUUAUUUUAUUAUUUUUCCUAAUUCUCUCUCUUUGGUAGUAUUUAUUUCAGUCUUCUUUUUUUUUUUUUUUUUUUUUUUCGUUGCCAUAAAUGCGAAAAUAGUUCCUUUCUUAUUUCGCAUUUUUUUUUUUUUCAAUAAUACAUAAGCGUCAUCAUGUGUAGGUGUUAUUCCUCUCUCCUCUUUUUCUUUCCCUUUUAUCAGUGUUUUAAUUUAUGAUUUUUUUAAACGAUGUGAACGAACGAAUGGAUGAGUACAUGUGAUGAUUAUUUUGGAGGUGUAGUAAUCAAGAUAGAAACCUGCCUUAAUUUUUUUUCUUUUUUCAACGUUGAUUUGUACUGUCAAGCCGAUAAGAAAGGGUGACUUUUUUUUAGAAAAAAAAAGAACGAUUUUAAAGCAUGUAAUUGAUUUUUUCUUUCUUUUUACUUUUUCCAAGAUGAUAAUUUAUUUUAUAUAGAGAGAGAAACCGCGUACAAUUCUAGGUUUAAAGUACUGUAUAAUUUAAGUUGAGAUUUUUAUUUACGUAUGACUUGGUAUCUCAGUGCUAACUUAAGAGUUUUGUUUGUUGAUGUUAUCGUGAUCCUUCAAUUAUUUUACUACCCCCUAUAGCUCGGUCCUCGACGACGACGCAGUAACCAUUGGUUUUUUUUCCAAAACGUAGAUAUUUUUUUAUUCUUGAUUUGGACUAGAUUAUCAACGAUCGUUUGUCUGAAUAGAUGUAGGAUGCUUUUUUUUUUUUACUUAUUUAUGGUUUUCUAUUAUCGAAGGCAAUGAUGAAAAAUAUUAUUUAACGAAUGGUUACGUACGUUUUUUCGAGCGCAUUUUUAUUCUCAGAGUUUUUUUUCUCUUUAUUAUUUUAUUUCUUUUCUUAAUUUAUAGUUUUUCUUUUUAAUACGAUUGAUUAUGUUCUAAUUUACGUAUUUUUAAAAACGAGAAACAAACACUAUUCCCCUUCUGUUUUUUUUUUAUAUGUUGUGCGAUCAUUGAGAUUUUGUGUGUAUUUAAAUGGCAAUAAAUAUUUGCAUCGAGUGA